Molecule: messenger RNA, 3965 nt
Organism: Mustela lutreola (European mink)
Lineage: Eukaryota; Metazoa; Chordata; Mammalia; Carnivora; Mustelidae
Gene: AREL1
Product: apoptosis resistant E3 ubiquitin protein ligase 1
Exons: 19
Coding region: 227-2698 (823 amino acids)
Biological process (GO): positive regulation of protein catabolic process; negative regulation of apoptotic process; protein polyubiquitination
Molecular function (GO): ubiquitin-protein transferase activity
Source: RefSeq, a predicted model, not a curated record
UUCAUCAGCUUCUGUGACACAUCCUCAAUGAAUGUCUGAUGGACAGACGCUUUCCGUUGACCUUGCAGCAAUUUUCUUUCCCGUGGAGUUUGGAGGACAAGGUGAAUGGUGCCAAAAGUUGCCUGCUUCGGUGCAUAGGAGUGUUCCACUUGGUUCUCAGAACAUGGGCCCUCGUUUAAAGCUGCAGCUGUGAUCCUCGGCUGUCUGUCGGCAUUGAAGGGACCUGAUGUUUUACGUUAUUGGUGGAAUCACAGUGUCUGUGGUUGCAUUCUUCUUCACAAUUAAGUUCCUCUUUGAGCUUGCCGCACGCGUAGUCAGCUUCCUCCAGAAUGAGGACCGUGAGCGCAGAGGGGACCGGACUAUUUAUGACUACGUGCGGGGAAAUUACCUGGAUCCCCGGUCUUGCAAAGUCUCCUGGGAUUGGAAGGACCCCUAUGAGGUGGGCCACAGCAUGGCCUUCCGAGUGCAUUUAUUCUACAAGAACGGACAGCCUUUCCCGGCACAUCGGCCUGUGGGACUGAGAGUUCACAUCUCUCAUGUCGAGCUGGCCAUGGAAAUUCCAGUCACCCAGGAAGUCCUGCAGGAGCCCAGUUCCAACGUGGUCAAGGUGGCCUUCACUGUGCGCAGGGCGGGGCGUUACGAGAUCUCGGUGAAGCUUGGUGGAUUAAACGUGGCCUACAGUCCCUACUAUAAGAUUUUUCAGCCUGGAAUGGUGGUUCCUUCCAAGACCAAAAUAGUGUGCCAUUUUUCUACUCUGGUGUUGACCUGCGGACAGCCACACACCCUUCAAAUAGUGCCCCGAGAUGAGUACGACAACCCUACCAACAAUUCCGCAUCCUUGAGGGACGAGCACAAUUACAGUGUGUCCAUUCAUGAGCUCGGUCCUCAAGAAGAAGAGAGCACUGGUGUCUUCUUUGAGAAGUCAGUGACCUCCAACAGGCAGACCUGCCAGGUGUUCUUGCGACUUACCCUGCAUUCUCGCGGCUGCUUCCAUGCCUGCAUUUCAUACCAAAAUCAGCCAAUCAACAAUGGUGAAUUUGACAUUAUUGUCCUGAGUGAGAAUGAGAAGAAUAUUGUUGAACGCAAUGUGUCCACCUCCGGAGUGAGCAUUUACUUUGAGGCUUAUCUUUAUAAUGCUACCAACUGUACCGGCACACCCUGGCACCUUCCGCCCAUGCACACGAGCUCCUCCCAGCGCCGGCCUUCCACAGCCGUGGAGGAGGAGGAGGAGGACUCACCCUCUGAGUGCCAGACCCCCGAGAAGGUGAAGAAACCGAAGAAGGUGUACUGCUAUGUGUCACCAAAGCAAUUUUCAGUGAAGGAGUUCUACCUGAAAAUCAUUCCCUGGCGCCUUUAUACCUUCCGAGUGUGCCCAGGAACAAAAUUUUCGUACCUUGGCCCCGACCCUGUUCAUAAGCUGCUCACACUGGUGGUAGAUGAUGGCAUUCAACCACCUGUGGAGCUCAGCUGUAAGGAGAGGAACAUUCUAGCAGCCACUUUCAUCCGCUCCCUCCAUAAGAAUAUAGGAGGCUCUGAGACCUUUCAGGACAAGGUGAACUUCUUCCAGCGAGAGCUUCGGCAGGUACAUAUGAAAAGACCACAUUCCAAAGUCACCCUGAAGGUCAGCAGACACACCUUGCUGGAAUCGUCUCUGAAAGCCACUCGGAAUUUCUCCAUCUCAGAUUGGAGCAAGAACUUUGAAGUGGUUUUUCAAGAUGAAGAAGCUCUGGACUGGGGAGGGCCUCGCCGGGAAUGGUUUGAACUAAUCUGCAAAGCACUGUUCGAUACCACCAAUCAGCUCUUCACCAGAUUCAGUGACAACAACCAAGCAUUAGUCCACCCCAACCCUAAUCGCCCUGCUCAUCUACGCUUGAAGAUGUAUGAGUUUGCAGGGCGGCUGGUAGGCAAGUGUCUCUAUGAGUCCUCUCUAGGCGGAGCCUAUAAGCAACUGGUCCGAGCUCGCUUCACCCGCUCUUUUUUGGCCCAAAUCAUAGGACUACGUAUGCAUUAUAAGUAUUUUGAAACAGAUGACCCAGAAUUCUACAAAUCUAAGGUUUGCUUCAUCCUCAACAAUGACAUGAGUGAGAUGGAGCUGGUCUUUGCAGAAGAGAAAUAUAACAAAUCAGGCCAAUUGGAGAAGGUUGUAGAACUCAUGACAGGUGGAGCUCAAACCCCAGUCACAAAUGCAAAUAAAAUCUUCUAUUUAAAUUUAUUGGCCCAAUAUCGACUGGCCAGUCAAGUGAAAGAGGAGGUAGAACACUUCCUAAAAGGCCUGAAUGAGUUGGUCCCUGAAAACCUUUUGGCUAUAUUUGAUGAAAAUGAGCUUGAGCUGCUGAUGUGUGGGACUGGGGACAUCAGUGUGUCUGACUUCAAAGCCCAUGCAGUGGUUGUUGGCGGCUCAUGGCAUUUCCGAGAAAAGGUCAUGAGGUGGUUCUGGACCGUGGUGUCCAGUCUGACCCAGGAGGAGUUGGCUCGGCUGCUACAGUUCACCACGGGCUCCUCUCAGCUGCCACCCGGAGGUUUUGCCGCCCUCUGUCCCUCGUUCCAGAUUAUUGCCGCUCCCACCCACAGCACGCUCCCGACUGCACACACGUGUUUCAACCAGCUGUGCCUCCCCACGUAUGACUCGUAUGAAGAGGUUCACAGGAUGCUGCAGCUGGCCAUCAGUGAGGGCUGCGAGGGCUUUGGCAUGCUCUGACCACUCCCCAGCCACGUGCCCCCGGCCCCCGUGCUUCCUGGAGCACCUGGGUGCGCGUAACACCGUGAGAACCACCGAUCCCAACACCUCUCCAUCGGCCAGAAGCUGCUGCAUGCUACCCGGUGUCUGGAGGACUUGCUCACCUCCCCCCAGCCCCGGGUCGCUCCCUCGCCACCCCCUCUGCAUCCCCGCCCCCUCCACUUCGCCACGCCCCGGCCCCCAAGCCACUUCGGCAGGGGCCCAUGGAGUCUAUGCUGCUCUCUCCUGAGGAGAGGACCAUGCUGCUGUCACUUCAGUUGGUUCUCAGAAGAUCUCCGGACCGGGAGCUGCUUCAGGAGCCACGGGAGAUUAAACAAAGGGCUCAGCUUUCUUAGAAGGCUGGGGUCCACCUUCCUCAGGCUCCUGUGCCCAUGGCCCAUACCAGUCCCUCUGCGGCCCUCACUGCUUGCCCUGCGGGGACGUGAGUCCCUCCUGGGCACGGGGCGAUCGCCUCUCUCACCAGAAGCCGGGAGGAGUGCAGAUGGCAAAUGGCCCACGUGCACAGUCUUCACAUUUUUGUCCCUCUGCACCAUAGCAGGCUCAGGCCGUGGCACUGGACUACCUCUGAGGGGCGACUGAUGGCACAAAAGGAUCUUUUUCUGUGAUGUUAAAACUGGAAAAGGAACUUUUUCCCUGAAGGCAUUUCUGGAAAUGAUCAUUAAUCCAUAAAGAACUCUCUAAGCUUUUUCUUGAGUUUGAGCCAGUGAGAAAAACAGACCCAAGAAUGUGAAAGAUAGCUGGGGCAUAGCUUCCAGUGCUGAAAAUGAUUUUCCUUUAGGGCAUGUCUAGGCCUAUGGCCGGCUUGAAGACUACUGAUGUUUGUCCCUGAGUUUGUUCUGUACACAGAGGUGUGGCUGGGCCUGGCCGCUUACCUCGAACUUCUGCAGCCUGCUAAGAGCUAGGGAUUCUUUAGCUUUCUAUGGAAGAAAAUUUUUGUAACAAGGGUUUGGGAGCAGUAAGAAUAGCAUGCUAACAAUCCCUGGCUCUCUUUGCUUGGUAUUCUCUGGCAGCACUGAAGCAAGGAAAAAGGAACCAAUGGUCAAGUGCUCGGUCACAGGUCCGUGGGGUCAGGGACUGGGAACAUGCAGAGAGAAGCUGUGUCCGACGACAAACACCCAGCUUCCCACUAACUUCCUUCUGUGUCUAAGUUGCCAGCAGGAGCCCUGGUGGAGGGAGGACGAUCUCGUAGAUUCACUGUGACAUGGUGAUUGACGAGAACCCGCAGCAG